This is a messenger RNA of Paramecium primaurelia, 9229 nucleotides long. NCBI's taxonomy places the organism in Eukaryota, Ciliophora, Oligohymenophorea, Peniculida, Parameciidae. The record is from the annotation of a GenBank genome assembly.
AUGAAUUCAUAAAAUCUCAGUAGAUUCACAUUCAGAAUUAUUCUUUCAUUUAUCUUGUUUCUAGGAUUAGGGUCUUGUUGCCCAUUUUAUAAUUAUGAAGAUUCAUUACUUAGUGAAUACUAUCCAAUACAAGAGACAAUUAUUGAUUAGGUAAGCCCUUCUUAGACAUUUGCAUUUUGGAGCUUUUCUAUUCCUCUAUGGAAGGUGAAAAGUUACCCACAAGUAGAAUAAUUAGCGACUUCAGAUACAAGACGAUAUUAAUUGAUGUUUUUGUUGAAGUCUCUUGAUGAUGAUAGAGUAGUGAUGUUCAUGUAUGCAGUACUUGAUGAUGAUGGGGAUUCAGUUAUUCAUAGAUUAAGAGUUGAAAAGGUAGAUGAUUGGGGUUGGCCAGGGUUUAGUACUUAUAGCUUUGAAUAUGAUCCAAAAGAAUAUGAAGGUACUUGGUUAUUAACAAUGAUAACAAUUCAAUAAAAAUCAGUGAUUUUCUAGACAAGUAAUUAUGUCACAAAUAAUAAUAUUGGAGAUAUAUUACAAGAAUUAAAUAAAGUAAAAUUUAUAAUAGGAGGAACUGGAUAUGUAAAAAAUAUAAUUGUAUUAUUUAUAGAUAGAUGUAUUUACAGUAGGAAUAUUUAGAGGGAGAUUAUCAAAGUUGAUGUAAUUUACAGAUUAUUCAGAAUAAAAAUUUGAGGAAGUGGAAACUAAUUGUUAAAUACCACAAGAAGUAAUAGGAGAAUAAACAGUAGAAUUAUUUCCAUAAUUAUUUACAUUCACAGGAGAUUCAUAAUAAAUAUUUAUUAUUGAUUAGGUAGGUAAAAGAUUUUGUAUAUCUGGAUGGGUAAAGUAUGAUUCUAUAGAUGCAGUAUAAACAAUUUAAUAUUUGCUGCUUCGAUUAACAACAAAUUAAAAUUAUGGUAAUUAUUUAAAUAUGGGUGAUGAAAUAUUGAAGAUAAGUGCCUAAUUGAAUAGAAUAAACCCUAAAUAUUCUGGUUAUUUUGUUGAUUCUAUUCAUUAUGUUAUUCCUGUUAGAUAAUAAAAUGUCAUACCAGAUACAAGAAUUUAUUCAUGGGUUUUUAUUGAUGAAUUUCCUUAUAUAUAUUUGGAUGCUCUAACAUCAUGGCAUUAUAUAUAAUUUGAAUAUGGUAGAACAUCAGGACCAAAGACUUUAUUAACAAUAAAAUACUUUGCAGGAAAUCUUGAUAUGGAUUAAGAUUCAUUUGGAAAUUAUCCUAAUUAAGGAGUAUUCAUUAAUACUAAAUAUUAUGCUAUUUUUGGUAGUGAUAUGACAAAUGUAAGAAAAUUAAAGGGAUAACUUUCACACUUUAAAUUUACAUAUAAUUAUGAUACAGAUAAAGAUUUCACUUAUUGUAAUUUAAUAUUAUCAUUAUUAGAAUGCCAUUAUACAUGUUCUACUUGUAAUGGACCCUUAGAAAAUAAUUGUAUUACAUGUUCUGAUAUUUAAAAUAGAAUAUUUAUAGAAGAUAAACAUGAAUGUAUUUGUAAAAAUGAAUAUUUGGAAAAAGACAAAAUAUGUUUAUAAUUCAGUACAAUAUAUCCAACAUUAAAUUAUUAUGAUAUUAUUUAAGAUCCAUAGAUUUAAACAUGUUAAUUUGGAUAUUUUAUGCUUCCUCAAAUCCAAAGUUGCAUUAAAUGGUAAUUUUCUAUAUAAAUCUCAUAGUCCUUAAUAAUCUACUUUAGAUCUCUUGUGUGUUGAUUGUUUAUUCAAUUCUACAAGUUGGUAUUUAAAUCCAAUAUGUACAACUGAUUAUAUUACAUAAUAAAGAUAAAUUAAUGAAGAUGCAUAUAGGAAAUCAUUAAGAUCACCUUUAGAUUACGAUCUAUAUGUGAUUAAUUAAGAUAAUAAUUUGGAAUUGAUUUAAGGAGCAUAAGAUUUUUGUAAUAAUGAAGAUGAAUUACCUAAUUGUUUUUAAAUUGCUUUUUAAACUCAUUUAUCUAAUGAUGUAUAUGUAAUUUGUAAAUAAAAUCAUUACUUCUAAAAUAAUUAGUGUACAUUUUCAAACUAUGCAUGUUUAAUAACUAAUUAUUAAUAAUAAUAAUUUAUAUGUGAGAAAUGUAAAGAUGGAUAUUACCUAUCUAGAGAUUAAUAAUGUGAAUUAUGUCCAAAUUUAUGUUUAACUUGUAAAAUGGAAAAUGAAAAUCUUUAAUGUACUUCAUGUCCAUCAACAUAUGAACCAGUAGGUGCAUAAUGUUUAAAAUGUGGAUUAAAUUGUUCUAUUUGUUAAUAAUAAAUGAACUAUUUAAUUAAUUAACCAUUUUUGAAAUGUUUAAAAUGUGUAGAUGAUUAUAAGUAUUAUUUAUCAUUAAAUGCAGUUGAUUGCAUUGAAAAUACAAUUGAAAACUGUAUAAUUGCAUUUGAAUCAUCUGUAGAUAAUAAAGAAAUUAAUUCAUUUGAUUAUGACUUUGUACCUUAUUUUGGAGAGGUUAUUACUAAAUGUGCUAAAUGUGAUACAAUAUAUUGUUAUAAUGUAAAUACUAAUACUUGUGAAUUUACAGAGUAUCCUGAAUGUGAUUAUUGUAUUUACACACCAGAUGAUUUCAUAUCAUGGGCAUGUUUAUAUGGACCUAGAACACUAGAUAUUGAUCCAAGUUCAUCCUUUGAUCAAGGUCCUAUAUCAUUUACUUAAUAAUGCUCUGGAUUUAAUUAAAAUUGUUAAUUAUGUAUGUUUGGUUAGACAAAUGGUGAAAUCUCUUAUCUAUGUUUAACAUGUGAAGAUGGAUAUUUUGCUAAUAAACUUACAGGAUAAUGUGAACCAUGUCCAUAAGAUCUAUUUUGUUAAAAGUGUUAUUAAUAAAAUAAAUACUCAAAAGAUGAUUGGAAGACUGAGAUUCGUCCAUUUUAUAAAAUUUAAAUAGAUGAUAACUUUUAAACUCAUUCAUUUAUUGAACAUGGAACAAGUCCAAAUAAGGAAGAUUAUGAAAUUGUAUGUUCAAAUUGUUAAUCAGGAUAUGAAUUAUAAAAUAAUUAAUGUAUACUAAAGUGUCCUGAGAAUUGUCUUGAAUGUGAAUUAAUAAAUAAUGUUAAUGUUUGUAUUAAAUGUCCAAAUACAAUUAAAGGAAGAAAUUUAAGUAUAGAUAACAAUCAAUGUAUUAUUUGUCCUAUUAAUUGUUCAUUGUGUCGUUAAAGAAAUUAAUAAGAAAUUGCCUAAAUUAAUCCAUUAUUUGAUAGUCAAGAGUUUUCAUACUCAUCAAAUUAAUGUUUAAGGGGAUAUAUGGGAAUAUUUGAUUAAUCUUUGGGUAUAUAUGUAGAUUGUGUAUCAAAUUUAUGUAUAAAGAAGAUGGAAAUUAAUUUAAAUUUAUUUUGUGAUAAUGAUAAAUACAAUAGAGCAUUAAUGGAAUUAGAUUAAGAGGAAUAAAUAAUUUAGUUUAAAUAAUCGAAUAUAUUAAUUACUGAUUUAUUUUCAUCAUCUAGUUUUAAAGAAGUAUAUAUAUUUAUAAAUAUUAAAAUAGUUUGAAACUCAAUAAUUUUAUUUGAUGGCUAAUCAAAAAGUUAUUUAAAAUAUUUCAAUUAAGAUUGUAAGUCAAGAAAGUCAAGUUUGUAUUAUAACUGGUAAUAAGAGUAUUCAAUAAAAAUUCAGUUAGAAUAUCUUUUCUGCCAUGUAUUAUUAUUUAAUAUUUAAGUAAUGUUGAAUUAUUAAUCUAAGGAAAUGGAUUUACAACAUUUCAAUAUGAAAGAAGUAUAUCUAUUAUCAAUUUUAAAAAUGUCUAAUUUGAUGGUAUUAAAUUAAAUCCUACUCAAACUGGAAAUAUCAAAUAACUUUUAUUUUAAAGUGCAUUUCUAUAAAGUAUUUAAUUAAUUAAUAUCAUUUAUGAUUGUUCAAUAUAAUAAGAUAGAUCUUAAAUUAUUAUUUAGAAUGCUUAAAAUAUAAUUAUUGAUUAAUUUGAAUCAUCUAAUUUAAAUAUUAAUAAUAUUGAUUCUUUUAUCAAAAUAGAAUCUAUUAAAUUAAAUCAAAAUAUUCAAAUAUCAAAUAUCAACUUAAUACAAUGUUAAUUUAAGAAUACAAUUCUAUUUAUGUUAAAUACAAAUACUUAAGUUUAAGUAGAAAUAAGAAAUAUCUAAAUUAAUUCUAAAUUCAUAUCUACUCAAUUAUUAAAUAUAUAAUUUGGUUAAUUAAUUAUGGAUAAUAUUAAUAUAUACAAUAGUGAGUUAAAUUAAGUAGUUAAUUUAUUUAAUUUAGAAUCCUUAAAUCAAAUUCAAAUUAAUUAAUUCGAAAUCUCUUAAACUAUUAUUAUAACAUCUACAAUCUUAAGUUUAAAUUAAAAUUCUCAUAUAUCAAAUUUAAGAUUUAAUCAAAAUUAAUUAUUGAAAAAUUCAAUAAUAAUACAAAAUUAAAGAGUUAAUGUAGAAUAAUAUUAUUUUUAAUAUUUUAAUUUUGAAUUAAAUUCUUAUGAUGAAGAUUCCAAAUUUAUUUAAAUCUAAUAAAAUCUAUCUCCUAAUAGACAUAUCAUUAUUAAUGAUAUUUAAGUAAUAGGUAAUCAAUUAACAUUCUUAUCAAACAUUAAAUAAUUAGAAUAAUAAGAAAUUACAUUAAUAUAUCUAUUAUUAGAACAAAUAGAAAUUAUAUCACUUAAUAUAGAGAGAGCAAAUGGAAUCAAAGAAUUUAGUAUCACUGGAAUCAAUUCAUUAAUAAUAAAUAAAACAACAAUUAAACAAUAUACUGCAUCUUUAUUUUAAGGAUUACAUCUAUAUAUAGAUUGUUUAAAACUUUAACAUUAUGGUACUUCUGUUUAUAUAUAUGAUACUAAAAGCAUAGAAUUCAAAUCAUUAACUAUUUCUACUGCAGAAUCAAUCGAUUAUCCCAUUAUUAAUAUUUAAACAUCAAUAUCUAAAAAAACCAAUAAUAAUUCUAUAAAACUAUCUGAUUUAAAUCUUAUGAAUAAUUUACUCUUAAUAACUAAUUAAAUGAAAUAAAUCUCACUUAUUUAAUUAACAACAUAAUAAGAAUUUAAUAUUGAAAUUAUAGACUCCAUAUUUAAAAAGAAUAUUAUGCAUCAAUAUAGAUAAAAUGAUCUAAUAAACUCUGGAUUAUUAUUAAAUUUUGAUUGUCCUUAUUGUACAAUUAAUAUGGAAAAUGUAAUAGCUGAAUCAAAUUUAGUUACAAAUACCACAGAUAACAUAAUUUAUAUAAAAUCAAAGAAAAUUACAAUUAAGAAUUCUAAUUUCAUUUCUAAUUGUAUAUUUGAUUAUAGCAUUUUAUAACCUUAUUUAAUAUGGGGAUAUAAUAAUGGUGAAGAAGUAUUUCUAGAAUAAAUAAUGGAAAUUUUUCCAAUUUUUGUUACAACAGGAAAUGCAAAAUUGAUAAGUUCAGAUUUAGAAAUUGAAAAUGUUCUAAUAUCAAAUUCAUCUGGUUCUGGAUUAUAUAUAAGAAUGGAGAAUGAUGCCAAAUUAUUGAUUGCCAAUUCAGUAUUCAGUUUUAUUAGUACUCAUUUUUUAUCAGAAACUGAAAAUGGAGGUGCUAUAUAUUUAGAUACUUCCAAUUCAGUUUCAACUACAAUAACAAUUACUAAUGUGAAAGCAAAUAAUAUAUAUUGUAGUAAUAAAGGAGGAUUUAUAUAUCUGUUAAAUGGAUUAAGUACUAUUUAGAUUACAUUACUUAAUACUUAAUUUAAAGAUGUAUUUGCUCUAUUUGGAUCCAUUAUAUUUUCAGAAUUCUCUCCUCUUACAUCUUAAUCAUAGAAUUUAAGAUUAAUUACUGCUAAAAUUUCUAAUAGUUUAGAAGGUUAAUUACAAUUUUUCAAUAAGUUUAAUAUGGCAAGUGAAUCUUAAAUAAUAGCUUUACAUUAUUAAAGAUUUUAGAUUUUAAUUUAUAAUGCCAAAACAUUUUAAAUGGAGAAUUUAAUUAUUUCAGAUAUUAAUUUUGAAUCAUUUUUAUAUUUAUAAAAUAUUACAGCUGUUUAGAUUUAUUCUGUAUUAAUUUCAAGAUCAAAUUUCCUUAAUAGAAUUAUAGUCUUAAAUGAUAUGAAAGAGAAUUCUAUGAUUUUCAUUAAUAAUAUUUAAAUUGAAAAUAUAACAAUACUAGAUAAAAUUGGAAUAGAAUAAAAUUGUUUAAAAAUACUAAUGAAAUUUAAUUCAUAAUAUAAAUGUUUAUCAGAUAUCAAAAAAUCACCCAUUAAAUUAAAUCAAAAAUAUGAUAGUAAAUCAUUAUCAAAUGCUUACUGCAUUAUUAAUUAGAUGAAAUAAUUGUAAUAACAAAUAUUAUUAAGUGUUAUUGACAUUCAUCCUUCUUAUACAAAUAUGAGUAUUUCUUAGGUAACUUUAUCAGAAAUCAAUUGUACUAUAUGUUAGAAUGGUUUAAUAAAUGUAAAUUUUAUAGAUACUCAUUCAUUUUUAUUAAUAUAAUCAUUAAAACUUAAAUAAAAUAGUUGUGGUAAAUCAAGUUGUGUUAAUGUAAUUAAAUUGUCUACCUUAUAACGUUUGCUUUAUAAUUUAGUUUCAUAAGUAAAUGAAAAAUAAUUUGAUCUUAAAAUAAAUGAUUAUUUAUGUAAAUACAAUUAAGCAUAUGAAGGUACUUGCUUGUAGAUUAAAAAUAUUAAGACUUUAAUUUAACAAUCUAUAUUUGAACAUAAUUAUGCAAAUGCUUCUGGAGGAUCAAUUAAAGUUAUUGGUAAUGAAAUAUUUUAUCUUGUUCAAAGUCUCAUUUAUAACAAUACUGCAAAAUAUGGAGGAGGAUUAGAAAUAGAAGAUUAAAUGAGUUAAAAUAUGACUAGAUUUGGAUCUAUUGUUGCAAAUAAUAAAGCUGAAUUAUUUGGUAAUGAUUCUUCUUAAGUUCCAUCUUAAUUAUCAAUUACUAUUAAUUUAAUAGAUAUUCUACCUAGAUUUACAGUAUUAGAAUAAGAAAAUCUAUUAAUUUAAUAGAUUUUAAUAAAACCAUAUUAAGUAUUUACAAAUGAAUAUUCAGAUGCAUUUUAUGUACCUAAUGGAUAACAAAUAUCUUAAUAUUAAUACUUUGAUUGGAAUAAAGGUGAAUAUGUGCCUUAUAAUUUACAUUUUAGAAUAGUUGCAUUAGAUAAAUUGAAUUCAAUUUAAUAAGAUUUAGAGAGUACUUACUGUGAUAUUAGUGGAAGAUUACUUAUGGAAAGUGGUGAGAAUGAAUUCACUUAGAAUUUUACUAAUAUAAAAAGAAUAGAAUUCAAUAAAAGCGAUUAUAAUUUAGAUAAUUUAAUUAUCUAUUUAGAUGAUCAACUUAAUAAAACUUUAUAAUUGUAAUUUUAAUGUAAUUCUAUUUAUAUACCAAUUUAUGAUCAGAAUAAAGAAAUUGUUAGUUAUCACAAUAAUUAUUAUUUAAGAAUCAAUCUUAAAACAUUACCUUGUUAAAUGGGAGAAAUCAAAAGUUUAGUAGAUUCUACUUGUGUACCUUGCAAUGUUGAAUAAGGUUAAUAUUCUCUUGGUAUUAAUUCAAAUACAUGUCUAUACAAGGAUGAUGCUACUACAAGUGACAUUAAAUCAGCCUAAUUAAAAUUAAAAGCUGGAUAUUGGAGACCUUAUUUUUAUACUAAUGAAAUAAGUGAAUGUAUCAAUUUAAUUGAAAAUUGUCUUGGAGGAUGGAAAGAAGGAGAUACCUCAUGUUAUGAAGGUCAUAUUGGAGCAUUAUGUGAAGAAUGUGAUUUAUAUAAUUUAAGAGGAGAUGGAUAAUUUUCAACUAGCACAAAAUAUUCAUGUGGAUCAUGUACUGAAAAGAAUAAAAAUUCUAUUAUUAUUACUGCUAUUACACUUUGGUAUUAUUUAAUAAUAAUUAUAUAGGACAUUAAUAUCUAUCUUGAUUUCUGUUAAAAGUACUGUAGAACUAUUAAAAAGAGUGGCAAUUAAAGUUAGAAUUGGAUAAAAUAGAGCAUUUUCUCAUAUGUAAGAGGAUUAAUCUGGUGUAUUAAUUAAAAUGUUGACAAAUCAUCUUUAAAUUCUAUCAACAAUUACUACAUUUUAAAUAAACAUGUCAAGUGGAGUUAGUGAUGCAAUUAAGGCAUCAGGUAAUCCAAUGUAAACUAUGGCAUUUUCACUUGAUUGUUUUCUAAUUGAUAUGUUUGACUUUAACAUUCAUUAUUCAAGAAUGGUUUGGUAGAUGAUUAUGCCAUUAAUUUACAUCUUUUUAUUUCUAUCAAUUUAUUUAAUACAACUCAAAAUCAGGAAAUAGACAUAUAAUUUAAGUGUAAUCACAACUACUUUCAUUUACAUGUACAUAUUCUUAUAACCUAACUUGGUGGGUGGUUUUAUUUAGUUGAUAUCUUUUAGAACAAUCUCUAGUUUUAAAUGGAUAUCUGCCAAUGUAGCAUUUAGGUAUGAUACUUGGAUGCAUUUUAAAUGGCUUUUGGGAUUCUGUUUACCUAGUUUUCUUAUAAUAGCUUUUAUGAUCCCAGCAAUUUUUUACUUUGCUAUUUACUUCAAUAGAAAAAGAUUGGAUGAUAAAUUAGUAAGACAACAAUGGGGUUAUUUGUAUAAUGAAUAUACUCAUUAAGCAUACUUUUGGGAGAUUGUUAAAAUCUUAGAAAAAGAAUUACUCAUUAUAUUCUUAUCAUAUUAUGAUGAAUAUAUAGUUAAGAAAGGCAUACUUGUUUUAUUUGUUAUUUAUGUUUAUUAAGAAUUAAAUAUCAAAUUUAAACCAUAUUCAUCUCCUAAUCUAAAUAAAUUAGAUUCUUAUUCAGCCAAUGUUUGCUCAAUCUCAAUUGCUUUAGGAAUUGGAAUCUAUAUAGAUUAGUAAAUUGGAUCUUUAGAAAUUUAAAUUCCUUAUUUUAUACUUCUUGCUUCAUUCAAUAUUUAUUAUUUAUUCCUUUUAUUGAAGGAAUUAUUAAAAGCCUAUGGAAAAGAAUUGGAAUUGUAAUUAGAUAAAGCUAGAGAUCUUAUAAGAUUAAAAGCUCCUUGGACUACAAAUUAUAAAUUUCUAAAUAGAUUGCUUGCAAAUCGUUAAUAACAGAGAACUAAAGUAAUUGAAAGAUUUAAGAAAAUUAAAGUAAACUUAAUGAAGUAGGUUAAAAAUAUUAUACAAUUUAAAGAAACAAUUAAAAAAUAAUAGGACUCUGGUGUUGUCAGCCUAAAGGAACUAGAUAAUUUCUAUAAUGUCUUUAUGUAAUACAAAACAGCAAAUUCCUUAUAAAAUUUGUAAUUUUAAUUAAUUUAUAGAAAAGAAAAGAUGAAAAACUUUUAAAUGAGGAUCACCCAGGUUCAAAGGGAUAAGAGCAUUAUGAAACUAAAGUAUAUCCGUUGAUUUUAGACUAAAAUUGA